AUGUCGAGCGUCGAACAAGAAGCUACUGCAUCCGCCAAUGGCGGCGUUGUGCCCGAUCCCAGCGUACAGGCAUCGGCGGAAUCGGCCCCCGUCAGCGCCUCGGCCGAGUCUACUUUAACCACGAAGCCAAUUGAUCUCGAGCUUCCUACGUCUGCCGCAGAUGGUCUCAUCCAGAAACCUUUUCCUAAGCCCCUGGAAUCUGCUAAGCCGGCAGCACCCGCCGAACUCACUGCGGAUCAACAAUCCAAGUACGAGGCCGUUCUCAAAACUGUCUCAUCAUGGACCACGGUUCCCACCAAGGCGGAGAAGAACGCGCCCACGUCUCCCAUCACCGACGAUGAAAAGAUGUGGCUAACCCGCGAAUGUCUCCUGCGCUACCUGCGCGCGACCAAGUGGAACGUCUCCGAGGCCGAGACUCGGCUCCAGAGUACUCUCACAUGGCGUCGCGAGUAUGAUUUGAAGAAAAUAACACCCGACUAUAUCUCCAUUGAGAACGAGACAGGCAAACAGGUCCUUUUGGGUUACGAUAUUCACGGACGGCCUUGCCUUUACCUCUUGCCCUCCAACCAGAACACGGAGAGAAGUGACCGCCAGCUCGAGCACCUCGUGUUCAUGCUGGAGCGCGCCAUUGAUCUCAUGGGCCCUGGUCAGGAGACCGUCGCCCUUUUGGUCAACUUCAACGAGACAAAGUCCGGCCAGAACGCCAGCCUCGGUCAGGCUAAGCAGACGCUUGGCUUUUUGCAGAAUCAUUACCCCGAGAGACUUGGUCGGGCUCUGGUCAUCAAUGUGCCCUUCGUCAUCUGGGGAUUCUUCAAAUUGAUCACACCCUUCAUUGACCCGAAUACUCGGCAAAAGCUCAAGUUCAAUGAAGACCUGCGUCAACACGUCCCGCCCAGCCAUCUCAUGAAGUCCGUCGGUGGUGAUGUCGAGUUCCGAUACGACCACGCGACUUACUGGCCUGCCUUGAACACGUUGGCUGAUCAGCGACGUGAGGCCUACCGUGAACGCUGGGUUCAGGGUGGCAAGCAGGUCGGUGAGCUUGAGGAUUACCUGAAGGGCGGUAACGUUCCCAGUCUGUCUCAGACCCAGGCUGAGGUAAAAGCUAGCGAAUGA
Penicillium bovifimosum is the source of this 1113-nucleotide messenger RNA. Its product is annotated as CRAL/TRIO domain protein. The transcript has 2 exons. Bases 1 to 1113 code for a protein of 370 amino acids. Gene Ontology annotation, molecular function: phosphatidylinositol transfer activity. The record is from RefSeq and is a predicted model, not a curated record. NCBI's taxonomy places the organism in Eukaryota, Fungi, Ascomycota, Eurotiomycetes, Eurotiales, Aspergillaceae.